Molecule: messenger RNA, 249 nt
Organism: Hansenula anomala
Lineage: Eukaryota; Fungi; Ascomycota; Saccharomycetes; Phaffomycetales; Wickerhamomycetaceae
Gene: COA3
Product: Coa3p
Exons: 1
Biological process (GO): mitochondrial respiratory chain complex IV assembly
Cellular component (GO): mitochondrial inner membrane
Source: RefSeq, a predicted model, not a curated record
AAUCGUUCACCAUAUCAUGAUCCAAGAACAUGGAAAAUGACACCAGCCAUGAUAAGGGCUAGAAGACCAUAUUUCUGGAAAAAUGCAACUGCUUUUGUUGUAUUAUCAGGUAUCACUGUUGGUAUCUAUUUAUACACUUACAGUUUCUUGGGUCAAGAUGAUUUUGAAGAUGUUCCAAUUCCACCAAUCUCUGAGGCUGAAUUAGUUAAAUUAAAGAAAGAAUAUGAAGCAUCCAAGAAAAGCCAAUAG